Molecule: messenger RNA, 1364 nt
Organism: Phanerochaete carnosa HHB-10118-sp
Lineage: Eukaryota; Fungi; Basidiomycota; Agaricomycetes; Polyporales; Phanerochaetaceae
Exons: 5
Coding region: 467-988 (173 amino acids)
Source: RefSeq, a predicted model, not a curated record
CAUAAUGAUUGGGGUAGUAAGUGGCGGUCACGAGCUGGUGUUAAAUUCGUCGAAUCUCCACGGAGGCCAUAGACAUUUGGUACGACAAAAGGGCCUCCCACGACUGCCAUCUGCACCACCCGACCUAUACCAAGUGGAUGAUGCACACUUGAGAAGGAAUCCCAUCCUCGGCAUAUGAAACACAAGGGCAACGUAUACGGCAAAUCCGCUGCCCUGCGGUCACUCGUCCCUUCCCCUCUACGCGUGGCGCGUUCAAGAGAGACAGCGAGACGGACGCUUUACAUACCGCCGCCGCGAGGCUCGAGCUCUCGUCUCAACCAUCGGCACAGGAGUCGCUUUACAUCGGCGCCGGUCCCUAGACUACUCCGGGCCCCGGCAUAGAGGUUGAACAUUGAGGCUUGAUAGCAGAUGCGCUUUCUCCGGUAUCAGCCCUUGGGCGUUCCAGACCAGCCCAUCAAAUUCACACAUGGCCUUAAGAACACCUACGAAUAUUGGACAGCUUGCGGUGCAAGAUGUGGGUUUCUCCGCUGAGAAUGGCUUCUCACUGCCGACGGCUGCGGCUGAGUCUGUGGCGCUGAGCUGCCAAUCAUGUCUGUCUAGAAGACGCUGGUCGUUGUUCCAAAGUAUACCUCGUGUCGGCGGCGCAGCCGUCUUUCUCCUUGUCUUCUCAUCAGCCCUGUGCUCUCACUCUGGUCAUCGGGUCUGCAGGCCCCGCAUGCGAAUAGCACAUCAAGGACGCUCUACAAGGCUAUGCACGUCGGGGUGCAGCGUUCAUAUCUUGGAACGCUCCGCCGCUGCUCUUCAUUCAAGAAGCGCUCUACGAGACGCUGCGAGUUCAGACAAGACGUGUCAUCGGUGCGCCAGGUGCGUGCCCCGGGUUAGCGCCAGGGGUUAUGAAACCCCGUGGCAAUUCGGCAAGGAGAAGCCUCAAGCAAGCAGCAGAAGUAUCCAAUUGCCCUCUCAGCAGUCGGAGGAUAUAGCAUGUUAGCGGCAUGGUGUGAGUAUUCGCCAUGCAGGUUCGUGCUUUGCUGGCAAUGAGCAUCAGCUUGGUUGCAACCCUGGCAGAAUGCUCCUCGCUCCAUAUCUGGUUGCAGUUUAUUGCCAACUGACAAUGGUUCUUCUGUGGUUUGAAGCAAGAAGACACCGCAGCUGAACGUGCUGAUUGGUCGAGAGAAGCGCAGCUGUCACCUGCCACCAAUCGCAUUGCUCCCACACAGUGCAGGGCGACAGUCAGGGUGACUAGAAAAAUCAAGGCGGUCGAACAGUCAUUAAUUAGUGGUCUCUCGUAACAGGUCUCAGAGACUGGGUGGAUUGUCCACUCAAAUUUGUAGAAGCUGGAUGUCCCUCAAUUCAUUGAACUCAUU